GGUGAUAAAUGCGGGGAAGAGCCUGCACAACGAGGACCAGGCGUGCUGUGAGGUGGUGUUUGUGGAGAGGAGGCCCAGCCUGAGGGGCCGACCGUCAUCCAGGGAAGGCAACCGCGAGCUGGAUGGGCCCAUCUGCCUCCCGCACAACCUGAGGGCUGGUCCCGCAGAGCCGAGCCGGGUGCCCCUCACAGAGGAUGACGGGGAGGUCCCCAACGAUGCUGUACCACGGUUUCACCUGGAGAAAGCGGUCUCUCACGAGAGCCUGGUGAUCGGUGCCAUUGAGAACGCCUUUAAGCACAUGGACGACCAGAUCGAGCGAGAACGGGCGUCCCAGCACCUGUCCGGGGGCUGCUGUGCCCUGGCUGCCAUCUACCUCAUGGGCAAAUUCUACGUGGCCAACGCUGGUGACAGCAGGGCCAUUAUCAUCCGUAAUGGGGAAAUCAUUCCAAUGUCCAGGGAGUUUACUCCAGAGACAGAGAGGCAGAGACUCCAGCUCUCUGUCUUGCAGGCGUUCCUGAGGCCCGAGCUGCUGGGGAAGGAGUUCACACACCUCGAGUUCCCCCGCAGGAUCCAGCCCAAGGAGCUGGGGAAGAAGAUGCUGUACAGAGACCAGAACAUGAACGGCUGGGCUUACAAAAAGAUAGAAGAGGAUGAUCUGAAGUUCCCACUUAUCUACGGGGAAGGCAAAAAGGCGCGGGUGAUGGCCACGAUUGGGGUCACACGGGGCCUGGGAGACCAUGACCUCAAGGUGUUCAGCUCCAACAUCCACAUCAAGCCUUUCCUGUCCUGCUUCCCAGAGGUCAGGGUUUAUGACCUCACGCAGUACGAGCACUGCCCUGACGACGUUCUGGUCUUGGGCACUGAUGGACUCUGGGAUGUCACCAAUGACAAGGAGGUGGCCAGUGUGGUGAUGGAGGUGCUGACAAGCUAUGAACCCAAUGACCCGUGCAGGUACACCAUGGUGGCCCAGGAGCUGGUGAUGAGGUCCAGGGGGGUGCUGAAGGAGCGGGGCUGGAGGAUGGCCAACGACAAGCUGGGCUCUGGUGAUGACAUCUCUGUCUUUGUGAUCCCUCUGGGUGGCCCAGGCAACUACACGUGA
Messenger RNA from Antrostomus carolinensis (chuck-will's-widow), 1099 nucleotides. RefSeq names its product protein phosphatase, Mg2+/Mn2+ dependent 1J (gene PPM1J). The annotation marks the transcript as partial. The transcript has 9 exons. The record is from RefSeq and is a predicted model, not a curated record. Gene Ontology annotation, biological process: protein dephosphorylation. Lineage: Eukaryota; Metazoa; Chordata; Aves; Caprimulgiformes; Caprimulgidae. Gene Ontology annotation, molecular function: [pyruvate dehydrogenase (acetyl-transferring)]-phosphatase activity. Gene Ontology annotation, cellular component: mitochondrion.